Molecule: messenger RNA, 4219 nt
Organism: Mauremys mutica (yellowpond turtle)
Lineage: Eukaryota; Metazoa; Chordata; Testudines; Geoemydidae
Gene: RMI1
Product: RecQ mediated genome instability 1
Exons: 2
Coding region: 475-2334 (619 amino acids)
Biological process (GO): resolution of meiotic recombination intermediates; double-strand break repair via homologous recombination
Cellular component (GO): RecQ family helicase-topoisomerase III complex; nuclear body
Molecular function (GO): nucleotide binding
Source: RefSeq, a predicted model, not a curated record
GGAGCACGCUUAGCCCUGCGCAUCCAGACAGUGGGCGCGUGUGGUGUGAGGGGUGGGAGGAGUGGUCUCUGUUGCCCAUGCCUGGCCCGCUGCCCCGCCCGGGAGCGGGUAAGUGGGGCCGCUCCCCGCGAGACGGGGUUGGUGGGGGGUCUACUGAGCGCGUUCUCCUCUAACUCCUCCAGCCCCACUGCCGUGGCCGUGACACUCACAGCACCUUGCAGCCGGGCUCAGUCUAGAGGCUAUGGCGCCUGCGCUCUCAACCGGUUCGAGCGCCGCAGCGGUGUGGUGAUGGUGUUAACGCGCUCAGCCGCGUGUCUGGGCGGCACCAGUGGCUGCUCUUGUUUGGAAAGCAGCUAAAUCCACUGCUUUUGGGGCAGAGCCUGCUUUGCCUUCUGUCUAUGGGGCACUCACCACUGCAGGAGCCACUGCAAUACGAACGGGGAUUCAUACAUUUUUCCUAUAACUUAAAAGAAAAUGAGUGCAUCUAGUGUUGCAGGAAAAGUGGAAACCUGGCUUUCUUCUACGUGGCAUGUUAAAGUUCCUCUGACAUGGCUAGAAGCUUGUAUUAACUGGAUCCAACAAGAAAAUGGUUGUAAUUUAACUCAAGCUCAAAUUAACAAACAGGUAUUUGAGCAGUGGCUUCUUACAGAUCUGAGAGAUUUGGACUAUCCUGUUUUGCCUAAUUGCAUCUUAGAUGGUCCAAAAGGAGAACUGAAUGGCUUUUAUUCCAUACAGAUUGAUUCACUGGUGGACGUUAGCCAGCCUGCGUAUUCCCAGUUGCAAAAGAUAAGAGGGAAAAAUACUGUAAAUGAAGAAGUAACAGCCAACACUCAGGCACCCCAAAAGUCCUGGGAAGCAAAGCCUACUCGAAUGCUCAUGCUGCAGUUAACUGAUGGAAUACAUCAUAUUCAGGGUAUGGAAUACCAACCCAUUCCUGUCCUCCAUAGUAAUCUUCCUCCAGGUACAAAAAUUACAAUACAGGGUAACAUUGCAUAUCGUCUUGGAGUUCUUUUGCUAAAAUCAGAAAAUGUGAAAUUGUUGGGAGGCGAAGUAGAUGCUCUUCUAGAGGAGUAUGCUCAGGAAAGAGUCCUUGCCAGGUUAAUUGGAGAAGCUGAGAACCCUAAUCCUGUCAAGCAGCGUGAUCAUGAACAAGGAAUUUUAGGAGCCGUUGAUGAACUAGGACAAACUCUAGGACCUUCAGAUGAAGAGCUUCUAGCAAGUCUUGAUGAAAAUGACGAAUUUACCAUAAAUCAUGCAAUUCCUUUAGAAAGUGGAUAUUGUAGCGGAAGUAACAACUCAAAGACAGCCACACAUUUGCUCCUUUCAAGCAAUGAAAACUACUCACAACAGGGAUUUGGGAUCCUCUUGCCUGGGCCAAAUGAAGAACAAAGUGUUCCAACUGUGGAGUAUGUUGAUGGAGAGUUAGAUGACCUCUCAUUGGAAGAUGACUUGUUUUUAGAACAGGAGAUCCAAGAUGAAAUUCAGACAGUGCAGUCACCGGUCAUAAACAAUACCAUAGAUAUAAUUACACAAAGAUUUUCACAUAUGCCUAGAUCUUCACUAAGUUAUACGUCUGAAAAAGAUGGCAGAGGUCAAUUGGAUUCAGUUAUCAAAGAAAAAUCCUGUGGGAGAGAACUGUCUGUUGGUGAUGAAAGUAGUACAAGUAAUUUUUCACUACACGAUAAUGUACAACACUCCCAGAGCUUUACCAAUGAUUUCUCCUUGGAAAAUGUUCUUGAACAGAAGUGUAAUAAAAUAGAUAUAGUUAAGAGCAGUCAAAAAAACUGUAGUUUUUCUGGCAGCAGAUUGUUAAACAAAAGACCAAUUAAAAAACCUGAUUCGGAGAUAAACAAACAAAAUUGUGUACAAACCUUUUCUUACAGAACAACAGAGAAAUGCAAGUGUCUUGAGUUAGAUUCCCCACCUUUUACAUAUAUUUCUGUUCUACUCGCAGAUACGCCAGAAACUGUUACAACAGUGAAAGUUAAAGCUUUUAUUGUAACCCUUACUGGAAAGCUCACAAGCAGCAGUGGCUUCUGGAGUAUAAUGGCAAAAAUCUCUGAUGGUACUGCUUAUCUAGAGGUAGACAUUGCUGAUGAAAUUCUAACAAGCUUAAUUGGAUUUUCAGUGCCUGAAAUGAAACAAUUAAAGAAAGAUCCCAUUCUACAUCAAAAGCUUAAGGAUGGUUUACAGAAAUGCCAAAGAGAACUGAUAGAUCUUUGUUGUUUGAUGACUAUUGAAUUUAAUCCCUUUCAGUCUAAAGCAACAGUACUAAUUUUACAAGAUGUUGAUGUAGUAGAUCUAGAAAACUUGAAGAAACGUUUAGAUAAAUAGUUGGAGGAAAAAUCUAUAAAAAGUAGUCUAAUGAAAGAUGUAAUUCAAGGCAUAGCAAAUAAGUGUUGAGAACUCCAUUAAGAAGUACAGUGGUUUGUGUUUGUUUUUAUUAGCGUCAGGGAGGGACGGUGGGGGAAGGGAAUAGCCAUUCUUUAAGGGGAAAAUAUUUGAAUAAAAAUGACAAAUAAACUUGUUUUGAUAAAAUGUUCAUGUAUCUAAUUAUUUUUACAAAAGCCACCUUGCUCCUAAUUGGGGAUGAGGAAUACCAGUUUUCUAUCUGAAAGUUUAUCGAGUGCUGAUCAGCUGAUCCUUACAUUUUUUUCAGUGGCGUUACCAUUAGAACUAGGGUCACUGCUAAGAAGUUUUAUACAAGGGAGUACUAUCCAGUCCUGGAAGUAAAUCUAAUCAAAUUAUUUGCUUUCAUCACAAGGCACUGAACCUUUGUAAGAUACAGAUACAGAAUACCUAUAUUAUGACAUACUAUCAGGACAAAACUCAGAGGAGUUGUAACUCAAAUUCGUAUGUAGUGCAUGAAAACCUGAAAGUGAAUAGAAAUGGUUUAUGAUCAAAAGUAAAACAGACUAUUUUAUUCUUAUUGUCCAGUAUGAGAAACAAAGACUAACUGGAAUAAAUAACUUUACACUUCUGAAAAUCUGUGUUUUUAAAAAUUAUUUCAUUUAACAGAGGGUGGUGUCUAUCAUAUAAGUAAGAUUUGUUUAUUUUAACCUGACAAUGCCACUGAUCAAUCUAGUAGUACAAGAUUGAACCUCAUUAACAUAAAUUUCUUCUCUCCAAAUUAGUUAUUUACCUUAACAAUUGCUUUUCUAGUCUUUGUGCUAUUUAGUCAAAUGUUUUUCAUGUUCCUGAAAUGUUUCCUGUCCCUAUGGUUAUUAUAUUUAUUAAAAUCUCACUUUGUACUGUCUUAAGACUCACAGAAAGGUCCAGUUUGGAAAUUCUGAUAUUGUGAAUGGAUCCAGAGACGAACAUUUUUAAUAUUACUGGAUCAUACAUAAAAAUUAAAAUAUCAGAUGACUAAGUGUGAUUUUUUUUUUGUGAGAAGUUUUAAAGGUGACCUUUAAAAAAAAAUGGGUGUGUGCCUUUUUUUGGAUCCUUUGAUAUGCGCAGAAGGUCUGAAAGCAUUUUUUUGUUUGUUUUUUCCCUUGCACCUUUUUUAUAGUAGAAAUUUGAAUCUACUGUAAAAAAAGGUGAUAAUACUUUUUCUUCCACCUUUAUAUCGUCUAUUUAGGUUGCAAAUUCUUUAGAAGAAGGACUGUCUCUUUAUAUGUUUUUACACUGUAAUACAAACUACAAUAUAUAAUGGUCUUAAACCAUUACAGUGUAAAAACAUACACCAAUCACACUAUAAUACAAACAACAACAAUGGUUUAACUCUUUUGACACCAAUGUAGUUACUGCUGAUGAGAGUAGAAUCAGACCUGUUGCCUUUAUUGGGGAGUACUGCUUAAAACUCAGUAUCGAAAUAUUACCCUUUCUUUUCUGGAAAAUUAACACAAAGGCUGAUUUUUGCACUCAGUCAGACAAAAUCUCCCUUGACUGUGUGUGUGAAAAGUGAACUGAUAAUUAUUUCUAUAUUGAGGAGGAAAUGCUUUCUUUGGCAACAUUGAGAAUAAGCACAGAACAAGUGUGGUGAAAAUUGCAUUAAAUUGCAUUGUGGGGAAAAUGGUAUUAAAUAUGGCAGAUGAAUAACUGAUUUUAGUUGGCAGCACCAGCAUUCACAACACAUUUCUAAAUUGUAUAAUAGAUUUUAAAAGAUGAAUGUGAAAAUAUGUAUAUGUGCAAAAGAUCGCUGGUAGAAAGAGAGCCUGAUUUAUGAUAAUGAAAUGGUAAUAUUCUAUACUACUAACAACAUUUAAGUAAAUAAAUG